Messenger RNA from Hordeum vulgare subsp. vulgare (domesticated barley), 2279 nucleotides. RefSeq names its product protein ROLLING AND ERECT LEAF 2-like. Bases 384 to 2096 code for a protein of 570 amino acids. The record is from RefSeq and is a predicted model, not a curated record. Lineage: Eukaryota; Viridiplantae; Streptophyta; Magnoliopsida; Poales; Poaceae. The transcript has 2 exons.
ACAUACGCUCUUCGAAUUUGAUACAAAAUACUAGAUAGUACUACGUACUUCUGAAAAAAAAUCCCUUUUUUUCCCUUCCACUUUCCAAGCGGUAUCAUUCUUACCCCAGCUUCGCACUUCGCCUUUCUUUUGCUCAACCAUUUCCCACCGUGUUGCUCUCGUUCAUAAACAACAACGCGCCACCCCCGCCAGUUCCGACCGAUAAUCGCGUCCCCGCCUAGCUACUUAGCCCAGCAUCGCUUCUCGAGCCGCCAUCAUUCCACUGUGUCUUCGCCGCUCGCCGCUGCUAAUCAGUCUCUCACGUUGAUCGAGCCUCCUAGUCUCCUACUCGAUCCAGUAGUCUUCCAUAGCCGGUUACCUUGCUCGCGAAGCGAACGCGGGCAAUGGGGAUGGCGUGGUCGCGGCGCCAGCAGGAAGACGCCGCCCGAGCGGCGGCGCGGGAGCACACGAGGCGGUGCAGGGAGCGGCGGCGGCUCAUGAGGGAGGCCGUGCGGGCGCGGCGCCAGCUCGCCGCCUCGCACGCCGGGUACCUCAGGUCGCUCGGCCUCGUCGCGUCCACGCUCACCCACUUUGCGCUCGGCGAGCCGCUCCCCGUGUCCGACCACACCCCGCCCGUCGUGCUCGUGCACCGCCCGGCCCCCGUCCCCUCCACGCCGCCGCCGCUCCUCCGCUCCAUCCAGCCGGAGCAGCAGGACGGCGCCGUCGCUGCCGAGGCGCCGGCGCCCGUUGCCGCCGCCCGGACGGAGGGCGACGUCGUUGGCGGGGAGGACCUGCGGGUGGCGGUGAGGCACCGAACCCUCGCGGAGGUCGCCGCGGGGCUGGAGGAGUAUUUUGUCAGGGCCAGCGUCGCCGGCGAUGCGGUCUCGACCCUCCUCGAGGCAAGCAACGCCGAGUACAAGGGUGGACCGAGCAGCUUCUUUGGCGUGCUUUGCUGCAUGUCGUCGUCGUCGCCGUCGCCGUCGGUUUCGCACGACCGGAUGGGCAGCAUGCACGGCGGCCAGCGGCAUAGCUCUACGCUGCAGCAGCUCAUGGUCUGGGAGAAGAAGCUGUACAAGGAGGUCAAGGCGAGGGAGCGGCUGCAGAUCCGUCACGACAAGAAACUGGCGGUGCUCCGGGACCAGGAGUACAGCAGGAAGAUCAACGUGGACAUCCGGAAGCUCAAGGGCGCGUGGGACAGGGCGCGCGCGCAGCUCGCCACGGCGUCCGAGGCCGCGCACGCCAGCUCCGCGGCCAUCUCCGAGCUCCGGGACACCCGCCUCGCGCGCCAGGUGCUGGGGCUCUGCCACGCCACGCGCGACAUGUGGAAGUUGAUGCGCCAGCACCACGAGGCGCAGGGCCUGAUCGCGCAGCAGCUGCGCGGCCUCAGCGGCCGGACGUCCAUGGACCCGACCACGGAGAUCCAGCACGGGGCGACGCGGGCGCUGGAGGCCGCCAUGUCGGCAUGGUGCGCCGCCCUGGGCCACCUCGCCAAGCACCAGCGCGACUACGUCGGCGCCCUGCACGGCUGGCUCAAGCUGACGCUGGCGGCGCCGUCGACGGACGCGGACAGCGCCGCGGCCUCCCCCGUCGCCGCGGAGCUCGCCGCCUUCGUCGACCGGUGGAGGCAGGCGCUCGACGGCGUGCACUGCGCCGAGGUGCUCAGGUCGAUCAAGAACUUCGUCGGCGCCACCCACGCGCUCUACGCGCACCAGGGCGACGAGCUUCGGGCGGCGCGCCGGGUCGGGCAGUGCACCCGCGAGCUGGACCGCAAGUCCCGGAUGCUGCGGCAGGUGGAGAAGAGCUACUACGAGUCGUCGUACGUGCCGGCGGGGUUCUCGCUUUGGAACCGGGGGAUGCAGUGGAUGGAGGAGGACAGGCGGCGGGUGCACCACGCGCACAACGAAGUGGCGCAGCACAAGGAGGAGAUCGACGCGUGCCGGAGGAAGCUCGAGGGCGAGAUGAAGAGGCACGCCAUGGCCAUCGACGCCACCAGGUCCUCCGCGGUCACCGGCGUGCAGAGGACGCUGCCGGCGGUGUUCCAGGCCAUGGCCACCUUCUCGGCGUCGCUUGCCACCGCUCUCGAGGCUGUGUGCAGACAUGGCAGCCAUGUGCACUAGUCACGUACUACCUCCGUUCGGAAAUAAGUGACGUUGUUUUCGUUAAAAUUUUAAACCAAAACCAAUUAUUUCCGGACGGACGGAGCACAUACUACGUUGGUUUUGGAGAAAUAUGUUUACUGUCUACAUGUAUUAGUUUAGUGCCCAUGCGUGCCUUGUCAUGAAACAACAAAAUUACUGUCC